AUGAAGACCUCGAAGUCUCGCCGCGGCGGCAUCCGCAAGCGGGGCCCUACCCGCACCGACAGAGACGGCGACAUGGAUAUGGAUGCUGGUGGCUCUCGUGCGGCGAAGAGAGGCCGUACUGAGAAAUCUGGCUUGGGUGGCCGCAUCGCAGGCGCAGGCGUUGGUGGCCGAGCUGCAGGAACAGGCGGCCGGGUCGCAGCUCGCGACAAGCACUUGGAUCUGAUUCAACGUGCGAUUUCCAGCGUCGACCCUCAGGCCAACAUCCGGCAGAACAACAGGAAGCCUCCUAGCGAACUUGAACAAUUCAGCGUUCGUGGAUGGAAAUCCAGCAAGGCGGCGAGUAACCGCGAUGGCGGCGUCGAAAGUCUCAUCGCAUUCCUCGAGCGCCGCAUGAAUUCAUUCAUCAAAUCCGGACCCCGCGCUAAAAUCACCAAGUCGCGCGUCGAGGGUGAUACUCUUGUGGUAUUUGUUCGACCUGAUCUAGCAGGCCACAUGCUUCGGAUUAACAACAAUACCUUCGCCGGAGCUCAAGUCACCGUUGAAGCCUACACUGCCGCAAACGCGCUCGAUCGAGAGCUGGCCGCAGUUGACACAACUCCGGGCUCGACUGCCGAUACCAAGACCAAGAUGACCACCAUCCUCGGAAAACGUUUCUUCCCGCAAACCAAACUUCUCGACUUGUCGAAGCUGGGCGAAGAUCCUGAUCUGCAUGCCAUGGGUAUCUUCGAAUCAGUCUCCAGGGAGUCCAAGUUCUUCCCUGCCCUCAUGAAGGUUUGGGAACAGGGUUUCAAGACUGCAGCUGAGCAACGUGAGGCAGUUGAAAGUGUGAGCCUGGCUGAAAACAAGCUCACCUCCAUCGCCCCCGUGACGACUCUCGCUCAAAGCUUCGCCCACAUCAAAUACCUCGAUCUAUCAAAGAACAACAUCAAGAAUGGCCAGGCGAUGUUUGGUUGGCGAUGGAAAUUCCGCGACCUCAUUUUCCUCGACAUGACUGGCAAUGAAUUCUGUUCGGAUCCGAAUUUCAAGGACACAAUGCUCAAGUGGUACCCCAAGCUCCAAACUUUGAACAACGUCCAGGUGCGAACUCCGGAAGAGGUUGCUGCUCAGAGGAAGACACCCAUUCCCGUGCUGCCUCCUCACUUUGUUGACAGUUCUCAAAUCGGCGAGAACUUCGUUCGUUCGUUCUUCCCUGCGUACGACACUGACCGCAACGGCCUGGUCGCCAGUGUCUACGAUGAGGAAUCCACAGUCUCGCUGAACGUUAACACCACCGCCCCCAAGGCCAGUCAGGCCGAGACCGCUGGCUGGGGAGAAUACAUCAGAAAGAGUCGCAACCUGGACAAGAUCAGCCAUCUGUCCGCACGCAUGUCGCGCUCCUACACGGGCACCGAGCAAAUCCGUGAACUCUUCAACGCGCUCCCGCCCACUAGCCAUCCUGAUAUCAUUGCCAAGGCGGAGCAGUGGCUCAUCGAAUGCCAUCCCGUUUCUAAUCUCCCUGACCCCACCGGACAGAGCCCCUAUGGAGUCGGUGGUCUCUCACUUAUGGUGCAUGGUCAACUCGAGGAGAGCGUUGGUGGCAAGGUCGAGACUCGCAGCUUUGAUCGAACCUUCAUUCUCGGUCCCGGAAAAGCCCCUGGAAGCAUUCGAGUCAUCAGUGAGAUAUUUUGCCUGCGCGCAUACGGCGGACAUGAGGCUUGGUCCCCUGAGAUCCAAGCAAUGUCCCAGGACAGCUCCCCGGCCGCCGUUGCGGCUCCUGGUCCCGUUCCCACUGCGGCUCCUGCCGCUCCUAUCCCUCCUACUGUUCCUACUGCCGCCGCCACCCCGGCAGUUGCCAGCACUUAUGGUCUGCCCGAGCCCGGAAAGUCCGAGGCUCAGCUCCAGCAGGAGGUCCUGGUUACUCAGAUGAGUGCCAGGUCGGGCAUGACCUUUGAAUACUCGCAGAUGGCCCUCUCGGGCAAUGGUUGGGAUGCCGAGCUUGCUUGGAAAAACUUUGAGCAGCUCAAGGCCUCCGGCGCACUUCCACCCACUGCGUUCCUCGCUCCGGCUUGA
Molecule: messenger RNA, 2049 nt
Organism: Penicillium bovifimosum
Lineage: Eukaryota; Fungi; Ascomycota; Eurotiomycetes; Eurotiales; Aspergillaceae
Exons: 3
Coding region: 1-2049 (682 amino acids)
Biological process (GO): poly(A)+ mRNA export from nucleus
Cellular component (GO): nucleus
Molecular function (GO): RNA binding; protein binding
Source: RefSeq, a predicted model, not a curated record